AUUUGUGUGCUUUCUGAGUCAGCAUUAGCUAAAUUUUCCAGAAGUCCAUCCACAAAGUACAGCCUGGCCGUUCAAGGGACGUCACUCAUUUCCCCUAGUGACCUUCACAAGUCAGAAGCUUGAAAGCAGGGAAAUCCGGAUGUCUCAGUUGUGAAGUGGAGCAGUGUGAGCCUCAACAUAUUUCCAGAACUCUCCAUCCAAAUCAGAGAUAGAGCAUCUGCCUCCCAUACUGCCAGUGGCCAUUUGGGGCACCUCUCUGGCUCUAAGAGGUUGGCACAAUGGCCAAGGGCCUCAGCCUGGUGUUGCUUCUUGCUUCCAUCUGGACCACAAGGCUCCUGGUCCAAGGCUCUCUCCGUGUAGAAGAGAUUUCCAUCUUGUCACCAUGCAGAAUUGUAGGGAUCGCCCUUGUGAACAAAAAGGGAAACCAGCCACUGAAUUUCGCAGAAGCCAAGGAGGCCUGUAGGCUGCUGGGGCUAACUUUGGCCAGCAAAAACCAAGUUGAAGCAGCACGGAAUGCUGGCUUUGAGACCUGCAGUUAUGGAUGGGUAGAAGAUAGAUUCUCGGUCAUCCCUCGGAUUCAUGCAAACCCCAAGUGCGGGAAGAAUGGGGUGGGUGUUCUAAUUUGGAGAGCUACAGUCAGCCAAAAGUUCGGGGCCUAUUGUCACAACUCAUCUGAUACACGGAUUGACUCUUGCUCUCCAGAAAGCAUCACCACCAAAGAUCCCAUAUUCAACACUCAGACUGACACAUACGUGACAGAAUUUUCCGCCAGUGACAGUACAAACUCGGCAUCAUCCCCUCUCUCCACGACGCCUGCCCUGGCUACUACUACUCAUGCUCCAGCUUUUACUUCUAUUUCACGGAGAAAAAAAUUGAUUUGCAUCACAGAAGUUUAUACAGAAACUAGCACCGUGUCUAUGGAAACUGAAUUAUCAAUUGCAAAUAAAGCAUCAUUCAAGAAUGAAGCUGCUGGGUUUGGAGGUGUCCCCACAACUCUGCUGGUGCUGGCUCUCCUCUUCUUUGGCGCGGCAGCUGGUCUUGCAUUUUGCUAUGUCAAAAGGUAUGGGAAGGCCUUCCCUUUUACAAACAAGAAUCAGCAGAAGGAAAUGAUUGAAACCAAAGUAGUAAAGGAGGAGAAGGCUGAUGAUAGCAACCCAAAUGAGGAAUCCAAGAAAAAUGAGAAAAACCCAGAGGAGCCCAAGAGUCCACUCAAAACUACGGUGCGAUGCCUGGAAGCUGAAGUUUAGAUGAGAAGGAAGUAAGAAGACACUCCUGAGGCUGGUUUCUUUCAUGAUAUGUAUCCUGGCCCCAACUGGGAAAACUAAAAUGGCUAAAGAACCAAAGAAGAAAGUGUAGCCUUGGUUCCUGACUGGAAUAAGUAUGGGGCUGCAAAGAGAACUCCCUUCUCCUUAAAGCAAUCCUUUCUGGAUCCUGUCCUGCUACCUCCAAAGCUUCCCACAGCCUUUCUAGCCUGGCUAUGUCCUAAUAAUAUCCCAGUGGGAGAAAAGAGCUUUGCAAAACACAAGGACCUAAAACAGCUAAUCAGUACUUGAUUGUAAAAAGGCCUCUAGGCAGUCCAGGACCAGGUGAGGUGAGAGGCAAGGAGUCACUGAGACCAAGCCUUCCCUUUCUUCAGCUCUGAAAGAGAAACACACCACUUGGCAUGAGCAAAAGAAGGGCAGAAACAUUCAGCACCUGAAACCAUGGGGAUUCCUAUAACUUGAGACAUACUCUCUGUAAAGCCAAAAUAAACAGAGGAAUAGAAUGAGGCCAAGGAUGCUAAUAGCAUGUUGUCAGCAGGGACUAUAAACAUAGACAGGGUCAAAGUACUCUUCUCUGAAUAAAUUGAGUUGGAAUCACUUUUUAGAACAUCUACACACUUUCUUUCCUCUGUCUCUAAUGCUGCUACUGUUUCCUUUAGAAAAUAUCCUUUUACAAGAAACAAAACUGAAUUCUCUUAUGAAUUUCUAUUUUUAUCUGAUUUACAGAAGUUACUACUGAGGAAAAUUACUGUGUUAAAAAGUAAUAAAAUUCAAGACAUUUGCUAAAUGUCUACUAUAGGUCAGGUGCUCUGCAAAGCAUUAUAUUUUAUAAUUGAAUAUUACUCAUCAAAAAAUUGCAUAUAGUAGAAUGCUAUCUGAGCUAAGCUUUUUCCAGUUUUGAUAUCCCUAGCUUCUCUACUUUCAAACUAAUGUUUUUUUGUUUUUGUUUUGGCUUAGACUAAUAUUUUCUCUAUCGUGGCAUCUAUUAUAACCUUAAUUUAUUAUUAACAUACCUAAGAAGUACAUUAUUACUUCUACACACCAAAGCACAUUUUUUAAAUGACAUUAACAACUACGUCACUAGCUCUUCUUUUCCAGCAAGAAGAGCAGGAGAGGUGCGGAAAUAUGUGUGCCAUGAAAGAAAAA
Molecule: messenger RNA, 2408 nt
Organism: Nycticebus coucang (slow loris)
Lineage: Eukaryota; Metazoa; Chordata; Mammalia; Primates; Lorisidae
Gene: LYVE1
Product: lymphatic vessel endothelial hyaluronan receptor 1
Exons: 6
Coding region: 279-1247 (322 amino acids)
Biological process (GO): cell adhesion
Cellular component (GO): plasma membrane
Molecular function (GO): hyaluronic acid binding; transmembrane signaling receptor activity
Source: RefSeq, a predicted model, not a curated record